Messenger RNA from Phacochoerus africanus (Common warthog), 578 nucleotides. RefSeq names its product testis expressed 38 (gene TEX38). The record is from RefSeq and is a predicted model, not a curated record. The transcript has a single exon. NCBI's taxonomy places the organism in Eukaryota, Metazoa, Chordata, Mammalia, Artiodactyla, Suidae. The coding region runs from base 126 to 557 and encodes 143 amino acids.
UGUGGGUGUCACUGUACUUUGGAUUCUUGGGGCUGUGUUCUGUGAUAACCGGUGGCUGCAUCCUCUUUCUGCACCGGAGGAAGAACCUGCGGCGGGAAGAACGUGCCCAGGAGUGGGUGCAGGUGAUGAGGGCAGCCACGUUCACCUACAGCCCGCUGCUGUACUGGAUUAAUAAGCGACGGCACUAUGGCAUGAACGCAGCCGUCAACACGGGCCCACCUGCUGCCACCGAGACUGAGACCGACGCCCAGAAUUCAGAUCAUCCGUGGGAGCUGGACGUCCCUGAGAGCAGGAGCUACGCUGCUCAAGACGGCAGCCCCAAAGUGGAGGCCCCCAUCCCCCUACAACCUGCAGUGCAGCUGGUCCCUCAGCAGCCCCUGCCUUCCCCAAGGCCGAGGCCCCAGGCCAGCUCCCCACUCCCGAUUGUCUUUGAGGAGGUGCCCUUUGCCUUCUCCCUGUGUAACUUACCCCCAAUGCUGAAUCACUCGGUCUCCUACCCUUUGGCCACCUGUCCCCAAAGGAGUGUCCACUUCCAUUCCCUCCCCACGCUGGCCUAGAGGGGGCACUGCUAAAGGGCC